AUGUUCGCCUCAAUCAAGCUCGUUUCCCUCCUGGCCCUCGUCUCCUCCGCGGUUGCCCUUCCCGCCGAGCUUGACAAGCGCGCCGCUGCAAAGUGCGGCAGCGUCAGCUACACCGCCGCUGCAGUCAACGCCGCCUCCCAGAAGGCUUGCUCGUACUACCAGGCCGGUACUCAGGUCGGCUCCAACAGCUACCCCCACACCUUCAACAACAACGAGGGGUUCUCCUUCGCUGUCUCUGGUCCUUACCUUGAGUUCCCCAUCCUCUCCAGCGGUGCUCUUUACACUGGCGGAUCCCCCGGAGCUGACCGCGUUGUCAUCAACACUUCUUGCAAGCAGGCUGGCGCCAUUACCCACACUGGAGCUAGCGGAAACAACUUCGUCAAGUGCACCUAA
This is a messenger RNA of Didymosphaeria variabile, 393 nucleotides long. RefSeq lists its product as uncharacterized. NCBI's taxonomy places the organism in Eukaryota, Fungi, Ascomycota, Dothideomycetes, Pleosporales, Didymosphaeriaceae. Gene Ontology annotation, molecular function: RNA binding; RNA nuclease activity. The record is from RefSeq and is a predicted model, not a curated record. The coding region runs from base 1 to 393 and encodes 130 amino acids. The transcript is spliced from 2 exons.